ACGAAGGAACAGGGUGUAGGUAUUCAUGGAUCGAUGGGGAUUGCCUCAUCCUUGCAUCCGAAUGAGGAGGUCAUUGCUUUUGGGGGUAUUCCAAAGCCUUCGGCUGGGUUGAGGUCAAGUAAUAGGUUGGGUGGCCAACCUGAUGCGGAUAUGCCUCUAAUGGAGAAGGCCAUGAAGAAUGCGCAGCUUUCUGAAGAUUCUUACUCAGGUUAUUCACAUGGUCUCCCAUUGGGUCCAGCUUUGGGCUCUACUAUCCCCGGAGGGAUUGCGGGAUACCAUGGCUUCUGGAUGCACACGUCUCCUGAUGGUCGCUCAGGAUAUCUUGUGCCAGGCUGGUUGGCGGCAUACUAGAAGACUAUGUUGAGUUGUAGUCGUAGUAUGCUUUUCUUUCGAUGGUUGAUUCUUGUAUCAAUCCUCGAUCAUGUGUGAUUUGUAAACAAUACUUUUGGAUCUUCUAAA
Lolium perenne is the source of this 459-nucleotide messenger RNA. RefSeq lists its product as uncharacterized. NCBI's taxonomy places the organism in Eukaryota, Viridiplantae, Streptophyta, Magnoliopsida, Poales, Poaceae. The record is from RefSeq and is a predicted model, not a curated record.